UCAGCUCUCUCCAGAGGAACGAGAAACAACGGGAGAAGAAAACAAUGGCGUCUUCGGUAGCUAAGGUUUCAUGUAGAGUAGUUUUCGUCAUUCUUGUACUUGUCGUUGGCUUCUAUGUAGGCCGUCCUCUUUACUGGAAACUCUCUGCAACAAUUCACGAGAUCCGAGAGAAGAGACAAACCGUGAAAGAAGGGAUAUCGCAGUUCGUUCUUGAGGCCAGGAGAUCUGUUGGUUGGGUUCAUGAUGAAUCAAAUUCCGAUCGCGGGGGUGGUAAGGUUAGCGUGGCGAGUACAAGGCGUAUUCUUGGGGUUUACUGACUUCAACCGUAGCCAAAUAAUAAGGUUUUGUACAAUUUCUGGUUAAUUUUCUGUAUGUAUUGGUUGCUUGAUUGCAAUAACUGGAGAACCUUCUCGUGCUGCACCAUGUCAACUCGCUCGUUUUGAUGUCUUCUUCUAAUUCACAGUUUCUUCAUCCAAGUUA
Telopea speciosissima is the source of this 480-nucleotide messenger RNA. RefSeq lists its product as uncharacterized. The transcript is spliced from 3 exons. Lineage: Eukaryota; Viridiplantae; Streptophyta; Magnoliopsida; Proteales; Proteaceae. The record is from RefSeq and is a predicted model, not a curated record. Bases 45 to 317 code for a protein of 90 amino acids.